This is a messenger RNA of Dermatophagoides farinae (American house dust mite), 2231 nucleotides long. Its product is annotated as transcriptional coactivator YAP1. Lineage: Eukaryota; Metazoa; Arthropoda; Arachnida; Sarcoptiformes; Pyroglyphidae. Gene Ontology annotation, molecular function: protein binding; transcription coactivator activity. The record is from RefSeq and is a predicted model, not a curated record. Gene Ontology annotation, biological process: hippo signaling; positive regulation of transcription by RNA polymerase II. Gene Ontology annotation, cellular component: cytoplasm; nucleus.
UUUUUGUUUCUCUGUUAUGUUUUUUUCUAUUCUUCAGUAUUAGCAUCCCAUAUUUUCAUUGUUUUUGGAUCGGAAACCUUUGACACUUGUUGCAUAGCAAAUCAAGUGUUUGUGAUGUUUCGGUUGCAGUAACCAUUUGGUAAUUAUCAAUAGUAUUUUAACAUUAUGCAUCUGAAAUCUGGUUCUGAAACAACAAAUCACACAAAUAAUAACAACACGAACAACAAUGGUAAUGCGAUUGUUCGUGUUGAUACCGCUGCCGAUGAAGGUCUUGAUGAACUGUUCAAAGCGGUUAUGAGCCCUAAUGAUGGUCAAUCACGCUUACCACAACAAGUACCUAUGCGACAACGUCGAUUGCCGCCAUCAUUUUUCCGUCCACCAUCGGCUGCAUCAUCAACGAAUUCAUUAGCAUCGGCUAGCCAUUCCAGAGAAUCAUCGCUAGAUGGUGGAUAUCAAUCACAGGGACAAACACCAAUCACACCGAAUACGAACGGUGGUGGCCAGAAUAAAAUCAACAAUUCGCCUCUUAUCGGUUACAAUGCAGCCAAUGGUUUGGCCAUCAUACAUCCUAGAGCCAAUUCAUCGCCGGCUGCAUUACCACCGGCUUCUUUAAAUACUGGUGGCUCUGCUACUGGUAACACAUCAUUAAAUGGACAGGGUACAUUUGGUUCAAACGAUUUAAAAUCAUCCAACGACUCGGCCGCAAAUCAAAUUUCACAUUAUCGACAAAUGAGCUAUGAUUUGGAUCAAAUCCGAUUACCAGAUGGUUGGGAAAUGUCCUAUACGGCCAGUGGUGAACGAUAUUUUCUGAAUCACAAAGAAAAGACAACCACUUGGGAAGAUCCACGGAAAAAAAUUGUCGAAGAAAUGUUACGACGUUCAACACCACCGCCACCACCACCACCACCAGCACAGCCAAUCAUUCAAUCAGCAACAACAGUGCCUACUGUUUCUAUACAAGCUGCUAAUCAAGUGACAUCUUCGACCGUUGUAUCGGUUCAUGGUGGUGGUGAUCAAGAACAUCUUUCCUAUAUCGAUCCAUCCAUUGUUCCACUGCCGGAUGGAUGGGAACAGGCACAAACAUCUUCCGGUGACAUAUAUUUCAUCAGUCACAUUGAUCAAACAACAACAUGGUUCCAUCCAAGUAUACCAAGAAAUCUACAAAUGAAACGUAUACAACAACAAAGUUGUUCCAUACAACCGCCGCCAUUCCAGAAUAGUUCAAAUAUACCACCGGAAUUGGUUGUGGCAUUGAAAAAUAUGAAUACUUCAUGUCAAACACCACCAACGGUGACAGCUACUGCUAGUACAACACAAACACAGAAUCCAUUAGAAAUGGCAUUGAAAUCUCAACAGAAUCAACAUUUACGAGAUCUCGAACUUGAACGGGAACGAAUGAAACAACGACAAGAAGAAUUACUACAAAGUUCAUUGUUGAAUAGUACGGCUUCCAAUAUUAUGCUAUCAUCAUCCACUGAGGCAGCUGCAUCACCAUUUUUGUCAUUACAAAAUGAAUGUCAUUCUCGACAGGAAAGCAUCGAUUCAGGCUUAGAUCUAGGAAAUUCAAGCAAUUUUUCAAUGCCACACACUCCGGAUGAUUUUCUUCGCAUGUCGAAUAAUACAGCCACAUCUACUGCUGUUGCUUCAGUGGCCACAGCAACAAAUCCACCAAAUACAAAUACAGCGGCCAUAUCUGAUGAUAUUGCUUUUGAAAAUAUGCAAAUAUCUGGACUGGAUUUAGAUUCCGAAUCAAUGGAUUUUAUGCAAGGUCUUGAUAUGGAUCUAUUGUCCAAUGUAGAGGAGCUAUUAAAUUCUAACAAAGAUAAUAUAAUGACAUGGCUUUAGAUAUACACACACUCAUUUUAAAUGUAUAGAAUUUAACUAUUGUCAUAUUUUUUUUUACUGUUUUGAUAAAAACAAUUCAAUAUAUAACAACAACAACAACAAACAACGACAACAACAAACAACAACAACAAGAUUUUUUAAUAAUGACACACGACAUUUCACAUGUUAUUGGAAACGAUAAUAAUGAUGAUAACAUUUAUAGUGAUAAUGUAUGUUUGUGUCGAGCCAUAUUUUUCAAACACACACAUUUUUGGUCAAUCUGUGUUACACGAACAUUGUAUUCCUAUUGUGCCAUUGAAUUAUUCCAGAGAUUUUUUUUGUUUUUUUGUUUUUCUUCUGCAAAAUACACAUUGAAAUCCUUGGAUAAUCGGUCCAUGCAUCUUUUA